CUGUGAAGCAGGAGCGCGAGACCGCCGCCCGGCCGGGUUAGUGUCCGGCCUACCUGUACCCAGCAGCGUCCGGAAGCCUCGCGGCUUGACUAAAAUGUCAAAAAGAAAAUGGCUCUGUUAGCCCAACAGUUAUCCAGACGGUUCAACUCAGUUAAGUUGAAUAGCUUCAUUAAAGCCAAACAAGUCACAAAACACUCUGCAAGACCAGGAAAAGCCGUGUUGCCCAGCUUCUCAGCUCAGGCUCUGCUCUCCUCUGACACUUGCUUUCUCCAGCGGGGAAUUAAGACUUACAGGACUCUGUUCUGGAAUAGUUUCCAUUCUGCCAGCACAAGUAGGAAAAAGAGUUCUGCCGAAAGCACUCUGCUUCCUUCAGUGACUGAACAGCAAGAGAAAAUACUUAGCCCUGAAUCAGAGCUGCCUCUUGAAGAACUGGAUGACCUGCCUCCAUUGUCUCCAUUACAGUCAGUUUCAGAGGAGGAGGCUAUUCAGAUUGCUGCAUACUCUCCGCUGCCCAUCUCCUCCUUCACACUUGCAGAUUACGUAGACCAUUCCAAGACUCUGCAGAAGCUAGUGCAGCUUGGAGUGGAUUUGUCUAAGAUAGAAAAACAUCCAGAUGCAGCCAACCUCCUUCUAAGGCUGGAUUUUGAAAAACACAUUAAGGAAAUACUGCUAUUUCUUAAAGAUUUGGGUUUAGAAGAUAACCAGCUGGGACCAUUUCUGACAAAAAAUUAUGCUAUUUUCUCUGAAGACCUUGAAAAUCUUAAGACCAGAGUAGCUUAUCUACAGUCAAAAAAUUUCAGUAAGACAGACAUUGCACGGAUGGUCAAAAAUGCACCAUUUCUGUUGAGCUUCUCCGUGGAAAGACUAGAUAACAGACUGGGAUUUUUUCAGAAAGAACUUGAACUGAAUGUGAAGAAGACUAGAGAUCUGGUUGUUCGUCUUCCAAGGCUACUAACAGGAAGUCUGGAGCCUGUGAAGGAAAACAUGAAGGUGUAUCAUCUUGAACUUGGUUUUAAACAUAAUGAAAUUCAACAUAUGGUCAUCAAGAUCCCUAAGAUGCUAACUGCAAACAAAAGAAAACUUACAGAGACUUUUGAUUAUGUACACAAUGUGAUGAAUAUUCCCCACCACAUCAUCGUCAAGUUUCCACAGUUAUCACAUUGUAUCGACUUUGGUCACUGGGAAAGAGGCCUAGAAGUAUUUGCCCUAUGGAGUGCCUCGUGGUUUCUGAAAUACAGCCAAGAGAAGGGCUUUGGUCCACCUCUUCAGCAGCCCCAGAUCCCCAAGCUGCAGCCAUCAUUCCAGUGUGGGGGCCUUCUCCUCUUGUCCCUUCAUCUAUACAAUAGCAGGUUCCAGGCAUGUAGCCAGCUCAUGAUUCCUUGUCAAAUGUCUGUGCUCUCCUUAGUCCUUAGGGAUUUUAACAUUAAAAGGCAUAAAAGGGAUCAGCCUCAUUUUUGAUUUUUAGUGGGCAGGUACCACAAUUUAAAAAUCAAAAGAGACACUUUAAUACUUCACAGAUGAUGAAAUCCUUUUUGCUAACACAUCUUAAUCAUUAAUGUUGGUUCUCAAACCUGACAGAUAAUCUAAACUCUAAAUAGCUUGUUAAAAGAAAUUUCUGGGUCUCAUUCUCAAGUUACAUAUGAGGUGGCUUUGGGGCAACUCCUGAGGCUUUACCUUCUAACACUUGCCUGUGUCUCAGGAGUCAUGUUGGCUGCCCUCCAUGAAGACCUUCUUUCAUUAACAUUCUGUGUUAGUUUUUAGUCCCUUUUAAAUAAGAAUUUACCUUCUUCCUUUAUUUUUUAAAAGAUGGGCUCUUGCCCUAUAGCCCAGAAUUUCUAUCCAACAGCUCAGGUUGUUUGGAACUCAGUAUGUAGCCCAGGCUGGCUCUAAACUUAAUACUCCUUCUUCAUGUUACCAAGUUCUGUGAUUACAGGUGGGCACCACCAUGUCUAACUCAUCAUUUGUUAUUUAGUAAUACUUACAAGUGUGCUGGGACUCAAACGUACAGUGUCACUAACUUAUUAAACUAACGUAUUAAAAUAGUUAACCAAGUCAGUUUGUUAGUAUUUCAGCUUUUUAUUGUAAAUUUCUUUCUUUUCCAGUUAUUUAACACAAGAGUGUUUAAAAUUAAAGAAAGACACUUGUUUCUUGCCUACUUGGGAAAAGCACAGUAUGACCCAGCAAAACCUAACUA
This is a messenger RNA of Mus caroli (Ryukyu mouse), 2194 nucleotides long. RefSeq names its product mitochondrial transcription termination factor 3 (gene Mterf3). Gene Ontology annotation, molecular function: double-stranded DNA binding. Gene Ontology annotation, biological process: mitochondrial transcription; mitochondrial ribosome assembly; regulation of DNA-templated transcription. The record is from RefSeq and is a predicted model, not a curated record. Gene Ontology annotation, cellular component: mitochondrion. Lineage: Eukaryota; Metazoa; Chordata; Mammalia; Rodentia; Muridae.